AUGGAUCAGAAUCCGGAACUAGGUUUGGUCAAGGAGGACGUGGUCUCCCUCUUCAAGAAGGGGCCCAAGAUGGGCAAUCUUGUGUGGUGGGUCUGCUCAUUCAGACCAAUCACCCACAAGACCUUGGUAGGCAAGAGCCUUUUCGUCGGUCUCUCCGGGUGUAGGGUAGUCGAGUACUUCGAUGUGAAUAGUUGUUUCAAGUGCCAGGGCUUUGGUCACAUGGCAAUACGUUACAAGGCUUUGGAGCACACUUUCGAGCGUUGCGCGGCUAAGGGCCAUCGGGCCAUAAACUGCAAGGACGCGCCGGUAAAGUGCGCAAACUGUGGCCUGGCUGCUCUGUCAGGCCACAAGGAUUGUUCAGCUCUGCACAAGGCAAGCAUCAGGGUCGCCCUAAUAUCGAUUUUGGCUCGAAAUUAUGGAGUCUUCGACAUACUGUGUAGUCGAGUUGAACAUGAACGGGAACCAUCUCGUUCCUGA
Messenger RNA from Macrosiphum euphorbiae (potato aphid), 477 nucleotides. The record is from the annotation of a GenBank genome assembly. Lineage: Eukaryota; Metazoa; Arthropoda; Insecta; Hemiptera; Aphididae.